Messenger RNA from Plasmodium gallinaceum, 6201 nucleotides. Its product is annotated as conserved Plasmodium protein, unknown function. The transcript has a single exon. The record is from RefSeq and is a predicted model, not a curated record. The coding region runs from base 1 to 6201 and encodes 2066 amino acids. NCBI's taxonomy places the organism in Eukaryota, Apicomplexa, Aconoidasida, Haemosporida, Plasmodiidae.
AUGGAGUCAUAUAUAAGAGAAAGUAAGAAACUUACCUUUAAAAGUAAUAAAGGGAAGAAACAAUUACGAUAUUUAGAUAUUUCUUUAAAUAAUAAAUCUUUAUAUGAUAGUCAUAUUUUAGAACUAGUAAAAAUACUAAAAAAAAUAAUAAAAAUAGUGUAUAAUACUUAUUACUGCUUAAAUAUUGAUCUUAGUGAAAAUCAUAUAACAUGUUUAGGAUUAAAAACAUUAUUAAAAUAUGUAUUAAAUUACAAUGAAAAUAUAGGUAUAAACAUUUUAAAAAUAUACAAAAACAGCAUAAAAGAUGAUGGUGUAUCAUUAAUUAAACAGUUAGUUUAUAUUCAAAAAAUUCCAAUGGAAGAAUUGCAUUUAUCUCAUAAUUUUAUACAAGACAAUACAUGCAAAGAGUUAUUAUUAAGUUUUGUUCAAGCGAAAAGAGAUAGUAAUUAUGUCUAUCCUAGAUAUGAUAAAUAUCAGAAUCCAUAUAAACAUAUUCAAAUACCGGUAUGGAUAAGAUUAGAAUAUAAUUGUAUUCAAAAUCCUAAAGAAUUAUUAAAAGAAGUUGAGGAAUUUGCAAAAAAAAAAAGAGGAUACAAAAGUAACUUAAUUAUAUGUUCUGCUUUAAAAAGUGAUAAAAGAUGUUGCCCAUAUAAAUGUUUGAAUGCUACGAUUAGAAAUACUCCAAUUAUGCACGUUUAUAUGUUUAUACAUCAAAAAGAAAAUUUAACAAAUGGAAAAAUAAAAGAGGAAAAAAAAGAAUUUUCCCCUGCUGAUGCUAAUGAGAAGAUAGAAAAUAAUUUAGAAAAAAAAAAUGUAGAAGAAAAAAUGAAAAAUGAUAAUAAAAUAACAAAUAAAAAUUACAUAGAAGAAGAAGCCAAUGAAGAAGAGGAGGAAGAAGCUGAUGAAGAUGAUGAUAAUAAUAAUGAUGAAGAAGAUGACGAAGAAGAAGAUGAUGAUGAAGAAGAAGAUGAUGAUGAAGAAGAAGAUGAUGAAGUGGAAGAAGAUGAUGAAGAAGAAGAUGAUGAAGUGGAAGAAGAUGAUGAUUAUAAUUUUAAGGAGAUGAAAGUUUUUGAAGAUACUGGAAAAGGUAUAAAAAAUAAUGAGAAUAAUUUAAUUAAUUCGGAUGAUUCUUUUGUUAAUAAAAUAGUUAAUAAUAAUGAAGAAAGUAAUAAUAAAAAUAAAAAAAAGAAAAAAAAAAAAAAAAAUAAUAAUAAUAAUAAUAAUAAGAAUAAUAUUAACAAUAAGGAGGAUGCAAAUAAUAGUUUAAAUACCAAUGCAAAUAUAGAAUCUGAUAUUUAUAAUAAAGAUAAGAUGAAUUUAAUUAAUAAUGUAAAUAGUUUGCCUCUAUAUAUUAUAUUAGAUUGUAGUGCAGUUCUAGAUAUGAAAGAAUUAUGGAAGGAUAAAGCAUUUUUGCCAUUUAGUUUUCCAGGAUUACUUUAUUUAUAUAAUAAUAAAUUAUUAAAAAAUAAUAAUGAUAAAAAUAAAGAUAAAAAUUAUACUUUUAAUGAUUCUUUUAUAUGCUUAAUGUGUAGCUACGUAGCUAAUGAAUUAAAAAUAGUAUGUCAAAAAAGUGAGAUAAUUAGGCAAAAGAUGGUAAAUUUAAAAUUAAAUAUAUGGGAUAAACUAUCUGAAUUAGGUAUUAUUGAAUUUUUAAGUGUUCCAAAAAAUUUUAAGGAAAAAAAAAAAAAUUUUUUAAAAUCCUCUUUCUUAACUGAUGAACAAAUUAAAUUAGCAAAUGAAUAUUAUGAUAUAUCUCACGAGACAUUACAAAUGAUUCAAUUUUCUAUUUUGUGGUCUACAUAUAUUUUUAAAAUUAGUAACAAAGAAAUAAUUAUUGAAAACAAUAAAAAAGAAAUUAAUAAAACAGACGUUAAAAAAAGUAAAAAAACAAUUUUUACAGAAGUUUUAUAUUUAACUUCUUCUUCAAAUAUUUAUUCUUUUUUUGAAUAUUUAUAUGAACAAGAUAUUAAUUUUAUUCUUCCAUUAUGUGUUACUGUUAAUCAAAUAAAUAAAUAUAUACAAGAUGAACAUAGUUAUAUCAUUGAUUUAUUAAUUAAUAAUAAGACAGAUAAAAAUAUUAAAUUUGAUUUUAAUAAAUUAUUUUUUCAACAAUUUAUUAAAGAAAAAUAUUCUAAAUAUUUACAAAAUACAAAAGACGAAUUAAAUUGUGAUAUGGAUGAAAAAAAAAAUAAUAAUACUGAUAUAGAUAAAAAAAAAGUAAACAUGAAAAAUGAACAGAAUAUGAACAGAACUAUGGAAAAAAAUAAAAAUACAAUAUUUUUGUCAGAUAAACAAAUAGAUAAUGAUGGUAAAAAUAAAAACUUUAAUAAUAUUAAUCAAAUAAAAGAAAAAAAAAAUGUAACAGUUAACAAUGUAAAAAAGAAGACUGAUUUUAAUAGUAGUAGUGAUAAUGAAAAAAACAAUAAAAUAAAUGAAAUAAAACAUGUUAAUAAUGAUAAUAAUUUAGUAAAUGAUAAAAAUAAUAUAAACAAUGAUUUAAAUAAUCAAAAAGUAAAUGAUAUUUUUAAUGGUAACUGUAAUGAUGAAAGUUUUCUUGAUUCAAAAAUAAAAAAAAAAAAUAAUAUCAAUAAUAAUAAUAAUAAUAAUAGAUUAAAUGAAAAUAUAAAUAAUUAUGAAAGCAACAAAAAUAAAAUAGAAGAUAAUAAAAAGAAAAAUAUGUCUAACAAUAAUGAUAAUAAUAAUAAUAAUAAUGAUAUUGAUAACAAUACAUAUAGAAAUAGAAUAUAUUCUGUAAAUAUGAAUGAUACAAUAAAUAAAAAUUCUAAAAUGAAUAAUAUAUAUAAAAGAAAUAAUUAUAUAAAUAAUGAAAAUACAGGAAAAAAUAAUAUAAUAAAUAAUUAUGUUCCAUUGUUAAAUAAAGAUAUAGACAAUGGGAAUAUAGUUAAUGGAAUGAAAGCAGUUAAUAAUGUUAAUAAAAAUAUUGAUAUAAAUAAUUUAUUAUAUGAAAAUAAUAUUGAUAAUAAUUUGAAUAUACAAAAUAAUAAUUCAUAUGAUAUAUACGAUAUAAAAUCAGUAAAAUCAUUAUCAAAUGAGAAUAUUAAUAAAAUUUGUAAUGUAGAUAAUAAUAAUAAUAAUACUAUAAAUAUAAAUUUAAAUAAAGAUGAAUAUUUCAAUGAAAAUAACAUUUAUCUGAAAAAAAAUAAUGAAAUAAACAAAAAUCAAUAUAAUGCAAUUAAUGAUUAUAAAAAAUUAAAUUUAAAAGUAUUAGAUAUGAAUGAUCUUGACGUAUUAGAAAAAAGAACAGAUUUUAAUUUUUUGAAAAGUAUAGAAAUGAAUAAAAAUAAUAACAAUGGUAACUAUAUUAUGAAUGAUCAUUUAAAAAAUUUAGAAAAUAUAAUGUAUUCAAAUAUUGAGAAUAAAGUUAUGAAUGUCAAUAAUAUUAAAGAUAAUUUAAAUAAAACUGUUGAUAUAGAAAGUAAUAAUUCCACAUCUAACAAAGAAAAUAAUGUAAACAUUUACGAAUUAUUAAUAAAUGCUUUUAAUGAAAAAAAAAAAAAUCCUCGUGGUUAUAAUGAAAAUAAUAAUUUACGUAUGGAUGAUAAUAAAAUAGAUAGUAAUAUAAGAUCAAAUAAAAAUAUGUCAGUAUAUUCACAUAUGAAAAUAAAGAAUAAUCUUAAUGAAUUGAGUAAAAAUGUUGGUGGUUUUGAUAAAAUGAAUUAUACAAAUCCCAAUCUUUCGAAAAAUACUAAUAUUAAUAAUGAUAAAAAUAUGAAUAUAAACAAUAAUAAUAAUAAUAAUGUUACUUCAACGUUAGAACAUAAUUCUUUAUUUUCUAUUAAUAAUAGUUCAUAUAUGAAUAAUUCUAAUUUUAAUCAGAUAAAUAGAAAUAAUAAGCAAAUAAAUAAAAAUGAUGCAUUUUUACCAACAAAAAUAAAUAGUGAAAAUAAUAACAAUUCUGUUGAUAAUAUACAUAUAAAUAAUAUUAAUAAUAAUGGAAUAAUUGAAAAUAAAAAAAAAGUGGAGUCUAGUAAUAUGAACGAAUUAAAUGAUACAAAAGAUAUAAUUUUUAAUAAAAAUAAUGUGAAUAUUUUAAAUAAUAAUGAUUGCAAAAACAAUUUAAAUAAUAGUAUUGAUAUUGCAGGUAUUAAAAGUAAUAACAACCAAAUUUCUAAAAAUCCAAAUACUAGUAAUAAUAACAUGAAUAAUUUAAUUAAUAAAAACUCAUUAAAAAAUUUAAGAAUACAAAAACUAAACUUAGAUGUAAAUAAUAGAGAAUUAGAAUUAAAUAAUUUUAUGGGAUCUAUAACAAAAAAUUUAAAUGAUAAUAAUUCAUCAUUUUGUAUAGAAAAUAAUAAUAGAAAUAUAACGAAUGAAAAUGCUAUUUCUAUCUUUAAUCAGAAUAUGAUGAAAAAUGAAUUAGAUAAUAAAAACAAUAGAGAAUUCAAAUUAAUUGAAUUAAAAAAUAUUUUUGAUAAAUAUAAAGUAGAUAUACUAAAUACUUCUUUAUUAUUAGAAGAAUUGAUAUUAAAUCAAAGUAUAUGUAAAUAUAUACCUUCGGAUAUAUAUAACAAAAUAUUAAAAUGUUAUGAAAAGUUAGAUAAUAUGCUAACAAAUUUGAAUUGUUUUAAAGAUGAUUUCAAUUUAACUAACUCAAAAAAUAUUAAUACUACUAAAGUGGAUCAAAACAUUUUGUAUGAAGAAUUUAAAAAUUAUUGGGAUAUGACGUUUUCAAAAAAUAAUUCUUCCUUAUCCGAAGAGUUAAAAAAUAUUUCUAAUAUUAUUCAUAAUAAUCAAAAAAUGAAUGUAAUAACUCCUCAUCAAGAUUUUAUUGUAAGUAAUAAUAAUAAUAGUAAUAAUAAUAAUAAUAAUAUUAGUAGUAGCAAUAAUAAUAAUAAUAAUAAUAAUAAUAAUAAUAAUAAUAAUGCAACUACAACUAAUACUAAUAAUACUACAACUACUAAUACUAAUAAUACUACUACUAAUAAUAGUAAUAAUAAUAAUAAUAGUAAUAAUACUACAACUACUAAUACUAAUAAUACUACUACUAAUAAUAGUAAUAAUAAUAAUAAUAGUAAUAAUACUACAACUACUAAUACUAAUAAUACUAAUACUACUACUACUACUACUACUAAUAAUAAUAAUAAUAGUAAUAAUACUACUAAUAGUAUUACUAGUAAUAGUACUAUUACUACUACUAAUAAUAGCAAUAAUAAUAAUAAUAAAUUAAAUUCAAUUAACGCAAAUCCUUUAUAUUGUAAUUCAGUAAACACAAAUAAAAUAAACAAUUCAUUGAAUAAUAAUAAUCAAUUAAGUAACCCUAUGAAGAUGAAUAAAAUUCAUAACAUAAUUAAAACAAAUAAAAUAAAGAACAAUUCAGUGAAUGCAACUAAUAUAAGUAAUACUGUUAAUUCAAAUAAAAUUAAUAAUUCUACAGAUAUUACUAACCCAAUGAAUAAUUCAGCUAAUAUUAAUCAAUUAAAUAGUUCAUUAAAUAACAAUUUAGAUUCGAAUUUUAAUAAUAUGAAGAAUAAUAUAUCACAAAAUAAAUAUAUAAAUGGGAACAUAACAAAUUAUAUAAAUAACGGAAGUGAUAACAUUUUGCAUUCUAAUCCAUCCAUAAAUGGGAAAAUUUCAAAUAUGAAUAAUUCUGCAAAUUUAAAUAAAUUAACAAAAGAAUUAAAUAAUUUAAAAUCCAUCAAUAAUGAAAGAGAAGUGAACAAAGAUGCAAACAAUAUAACAAAUAUGAAUAAAUUAUUAAUGAUAAAUAAUAAUAUAUCCAAUGUAAAAGUUAAUGAAAAAAAUUUAUUAGAAUAUAAUCCUUUAAUAAAUACAGAAAAUUUCUUAAAAAAAAAUAAUUCUUAUAAUGAUAAUGCUUCCAAUUUAUUAUCAUUGAUUAACAUGAAUAAAAAUAAGAAUGUUUUAAAUAAUCAAAAAAUAAAUAAUGACAAAUAUAAAAAUAGCAAUAAUAUAAACGAAUUGAAUGUUUCAACUAAUAAUAAUUUUAAAAAAUUAUUAAAUGAUGAAAAUUUAUAUGCUUAUAAUAAAAAUGCAUUAAAUGACAUUAAUUUAAAGUAUGCAGAAGCAUUAAGUAAUCAAUUAAAUUUUAUAUCUGAUGACAAUAAAAAAAAUGAAUGUGAUAAAAAUGAUAUAAACAUUUUUAGUUUUCAAAAAGAAUUAGAAAAGAAAUUUAAUAAUUCAUUGAUAGAUUUGUGUGAAAAAGCGAAUAUUAAGAAAUUAUGA